GCAUCCAAACCCCUCUCCCUCCCUCCUUGUUUCUCAAUGAAUCCCUCUGCCAGGUCCAACCCCUCCCACUUCGUGUAAGCACUUAAUUGUCAGCCUCGACGACAACUCGCGCAGCCUUUAAAUACCGCGCGCGCCUCCCGCUCCGAGGGAGGAAGUGGCCAACCUGUCGUCUGGCGCGCAUCUCUUUCCCGCUCUUCCCAUCCACCUCCUCGUGCGCUCUGCUCCACUCCUGCCCAACCGAGAGGCGACAACCGACCGGGAAGCAUGCAGGUGUCUCUGGCCCUCCUCGUCUCCAGCGCGGCGCUCCUGCUGCUCCAGGGAUGCUGCGCCGCCGUGCAGGGAUGGAAGGUAUUGAAGAACGACGCCACGGAGAUUUUACCGGAGUACAGGGAGAACUCCCGGCGGCACCAGGAGGCGACGCCGCCGGCGGCGGCGGGCGGCGGCAGGAACAGCAGCAACGGCAUGAACAACAGGGCGACGGGCGGCGGCAGGAACGCGAACGCGGUCACCUACAGUGCCUCGGAGCUGAGCUGCAGGGAGCUGCGUUCCACCCGUUACAUCACCGACGGAUCCUGCCGCAGUGCCAAACCCGUCCGGGAGCUGGUGUGCUCGGGCCAGUGCAUGCCGGCACACCUCAUGCCGAACUCCAUCGGCCGCGGCAAGUGGUGGAGGAGCGGCGGCGCCACGGACUACCGCUGCAUCCCGGCGCACUCCCGGACGCAGCGGGUCCAGCUGCGCUGUCCCAGCGGCAACACUCGGACUUACAAAAUCCGCGUGGUCACCUCCUGCAAGUGCAAGCGCUUCCGGCCCCACCACAACCAGUCGGAGGCCAAGGAGGUCCCGAAGACGCAACGCAACAAGAAGCACGGCCGCUUGUCCCAGGACCGGAAAAAGAACAACACGCCGCUGUUGGGCAACUCGUACUGAUGCUGCUCCGCAGCGUCGGAGGACAGAGACUGAAGCACGUUCACACACACACACACACACACAUAUGAACACACACACACACACGCAACACAACACAACACACCACCCAACACUUCUCCUUCAAAUAGGGAGGGGAAAUUUUAAAGAGAGCGAAUUCAUAAGCUAAUUGCUGGGCUGAGUUUAAGUCGUCCGUCGUUUGUUGUUUUUCAGCCACUUGUCAGCAUAUUUGUGAACUUUGCUUAUUUGCAUGACGGAGAGAUUCCGUGCCAGGGUUUGGUGCACGACUGUGACUGGUCAGGAGAUGUAGCACCGUGGUGAUGGAUGGAUGGAUGGAUGGAUAUGAAAUGAGUAUCCGAUCGCCCCGACAGCUCAGAACCUCCCUGGACACGUGAUCCGCUCAAACUGAAUCAGUCUACUCCCCGAGCCCUCGAGCCCGCACAUCUGUACAAACACACAGAGGAUGCAGAGCCACGGCCGCAACCGCAGCUCGGUUUACUGCUGCGAAGGUGUACCCUCCGCCCCCAAAUUGGUUGUAAUCCAUCUCGUCUUGGGCCGGCGCGCGUGUGGAGGAGAUGGCGGCAGCUCAGGGGCUCUACGACGGCGGGAUGCUGACAGUUGUGGAGAGGCCUGCCGGGCCUGGAGGGUCGGUCCGCGCGGCCCCCCCGAGGCGGCCCACUCGAGGCCUCACUCAUCGGGACACGACCCACCGCACUCUCCACGCUGCAUCGCCCCCGACCGGGCCCUGUCCGUCACAGUAGCGCCUUUUUCCCACGACCAGACACAAGCGGGUCGGGUCGGAGGGGGGGGGGGGGGGGGAGAAAGCGGUUGUUCUCAGCGCUCACACCACAGGAGGCGCGGGGCAUUCCUGCGACUCCUCUUAAUUACCAAAUGAGCCCGUUCCUGCGUUCGGAUCUAGGUCAUAAAAAGCUAUUUCCCCUUAGCCAGUUCCUGUUUUGCUGGAAUCACUUGCAAAAGAAGGAAGGCGCACAUGUGUGUAGGAGGCGUCAGAAAAUUGUGCGUGGUCGCGCUGUUACCUAGGGGCAGAGCGCUCUCCAACACGCCCACACCGGAAUUCCUCUGCGCCGGGGGCCAAGCUGAGCGGCGAGCGGCGAGCGGCCGCGCACGGCCAAAGACAAAGCAAAGAAUUAGAAUAAAAUCCCUCUGUCGUGUUCGCCUGCAAGACUCGAGACACCUCCACUCCUCCCUGCGCCGCUCUGUAAAUAGCUCAGACAGGAAAGAUAGGAACCAGAAUAACCGAAGAGGAAAACAAUAAGUCUGUUUUCACCGACUCCGACGGGAAGAGGAAGCGGCGAGACGCAGGCGACAUGGUCGCCGUCCGAACCUCAUGAAGAAUAUUCACAAUGUUUUCCCACGUAUUGUCAGUACGCCGUCGUUUUUCCAGCUCAUGUUUUGGUCGUCUAAAGUGUGCUGACAAUGUUCGCCUCUCCCCAUCCAACUUCCGUACUUUUGAAAUAGCAACUGGAAAGGUUUUACAGCGUUCAGCCGAGAGCUGCGAUGCAAACCUGCGCGGCUCCUCCGGCACGACGUGGGCUGGGGAGGGGGCGGGGGGGGGGGGGGGCUGUUCUCCACAGACCCAAGGAAGGAGCGCUAUAAAGAAUGAACUGCAUAUUUAUUUUUUAAUUUCCACAUUUAAAUUAUUUAUGCAACCUUUUUGUAGUAAUUGAUAGCCAUCGUUGUCAUAUAGUAUGAUAGAGACUUUGGAAAUGAAAUACUGUACAGUACAUGAAUAAAGUAAAGGCAGAUAUAUUUGAAA
This is a messenger RNA of Scophthalmus maximus (turbot), 2701 nucleotides long. RefSeq names its product sclerostin (gene sost). NCBI's taxonomy places the organism in Eukaryota, Metazoa, Chordata, Actinopteri, Pleuronectiformes, Scophthalmidae. Gene Ontology annotation, biological process: negative regulation of Wnt signaling pathway; negative regulation of BMP signaling pathway; ossification. Gene Ontology annotation, molecular function: BMP binding. The transcript has 2 exons. The record is from RefSeq and is a predicted model, not a curated record. The coding region runs from base 265 to 927 and encodes 220 amino acids.